Molecule: messenger RNA, 777 nt
Organism: Penicillium longicatenatum
Lineage: Eukaryota; Fungi; Ascomycota; Eurotiomycetes; Eurotiales; Aspergillaceae
Product: biliverdin-producing heme oxygenase
Exons: 2
Coding region: 1-777 (258 amino acids)
Biological process (GO): heme oxidation
Molecular function (GO): heme oxygenase (decyclizing) activity
Source: RefSeq, a predicted model, not a curated record
AUGACAGAGGAGGAUUUUCUUGUGAAGCUUCGUGAGGCGAUAAGAGAGCCCCACGCAGCCAUCCAUCGAAUGAAUCUCUCGAGAAUCAACCUCUGUAUACCCCCUCAGAUCCUUCGACCCACCCUCUAUGCAUUGGGACUAUCGCGCUAUGCCGAAAUAUUUUAUGGACUGGAGGAGGAGUGGGUCGCCCUCAUUGGUGACCCGACCGAUUGGAUCGGGGAGGGAUCGCUCGAUCACAUCCCCGAUUCGUCGCCUGACAGCAGUGAGCGCAUGAAAUCCCUGUUACGCAUUCUUUAUGUGCCGGAGCUCCUACGGACACGGUCUCUUCAAGCCGACCUUUCAUUUUUACAGUCCGUGGAUCCGAGCAGUAGGGAGCUGGUUCUCGAACCAAAUCCCGGGCUGGAAAUCAGACGAUAUAUUCAUGAAUGCGUGGAACCGAACCCGCAUCGCCUCGUGGCAUGGAUCUGGAUUAUGUAUUCAGCUGUCUUGUAUGGGGGCCGCGAACUCCGAUCACAACUUCUGAAGGCUGGUCCGGAAUUUUGGGACUUGUCGGCGACAGAACUCAAGGCUCGUCGAACGCCCUGUCCUUUGUCCUUUUGGCACAUGGAUGAUGAUGGUGUCGUCAAAGCCAAGUUUCGGACACUGAUGGUUGAUGCCGGCCGAUUAUUGACUCCCCAAGAAAAACAGGAGAUUCUCGAUGAGUCGCUUCAAAUUUUCCAGAAGCUCGAGUUAUUGACCUUGAGCUUAGACGAAGAAGUGAAACAGACCCAUCUUUGA